This is a messenger RNA of Carassius auratus (goldfish), 1086 nucleotides long. RefSeq lists its product as uncharacterized. The transcript has 6 exons. Lineage: Eukaryota; Metazoa; Chordata; Actinopteri; Cypriniformes; Cyprinidae. Bases 1 to 912 code for a protein of 303 amino acids. The record is from RefSeq and is a predicted model, not a curated record.
AUGGCAAGGCAUCUAGAAAGUUCACAUGAAAAUAAGUCUGAUGUGGCUAGAGCUCUAAGCUUUCCAAAGGGUUCAAAGGAGAGGAAAAACCAGCUUGAUUAUAUUCGCAACAGAGGAAACUAUGCUCACAAUGCAGCUGUUAUGGAGUCAGGAAAGGGCGAACUAGUGCCAUUUAAACGACCACAACUCCUUGUUAAGCAGAGAGAGGCGUGUGGGGUUUUAAAAGACAAUGCCUAUAUGUUUGCUAGACCAGAAGCCAUGACACAUUUCCGAGGUGCUGAACAUGACCGACACCGAGAUGGACAGCUGGCAAACUUUCUCGGGCACGACAUCAGAAUCCAUCGUGAGUUCUAUCGACUCCCUGAGAAGACCCUGCAACUAGCCAAGAUCAGCAAAGUUUUAAUGGCUCUUGAGCAAGGAAGAUUAGCUGAGUUCCAUGGCAAGAACUUGGAUGAAAUUGGGAUAGAUCCUGAUGAAAAAGUAGUUGACUGUGAUGAGGAAGAACAAGUUAAUGACUGUGAUGAGGAAGACAGGAGCAUACAAGAGGGACACUGUUCAUCUACUGUUGACGCUUCAGCCGAGGUGGCACUUCCUGCUACCGAGAGGAAUAUGUCACACAAGAGAGGCAAACCAUCAUCAGAAGUGCCGAUGUCUUCAGGAGCCAGUGCUAUGAGACCACCUUGCAAAGGUAAAAGUAGCCAGAAGAAAGCUCCCUGGCAGCAGGCAGAGGUGCAGGCGGUGGAAAGGCACCUGAAGUCAUUCAUCAUAUCUGGCACUGUACCAGCAAAGAGUGACUGUGAGAAAUGCUUGAAAGCUGAACCACAAGCUCUGAGGAACCGCGAUUGGAAGACAGUAAAAUUUUAUGUUUAUAAUCGCAUUACAGCUUUCAAAAAGAAAUUGCAGUGCAGAUAAUACUGUAAAGAUGCAACUAUCUGGCAUGGCAAGUUUUGUUAAAGUUAAAGCCACAGCAGCACUUAAAGAAAUAGAAUAACUUAAACCGUUAAACCAGUGCAAGGCCACACGCUGAAAGCAUUGGUCUAACAAAAGUUGAAAUCCAUGUUUGUGAAAGGAAGCAUGGUGAGAGUU